GCGGCUCCUUCAUAAGCGGCAGUUCGCGGGUCGAACCGCAUUCAUUGAUCCGGACCCGGAGGAGCGACCAUGGCCAGGACCAAGCAGACCGCCCGUAAGUCUACCGGAGGAAAGGCGCCCAGGAAGCAGCUGGCGACCAAAGCUGCCCGUAAGAGCGCCCCCGCCACCGGCGGCGUGAAGAAGCCUCACCGCUACAGGCCCGGUACCGUGGCUCUGCGAGAGAUCCGCCGCUACCAGAAGUCCACCGAGCUGCUGAUCCGCAAGCUGCCCUUCCAGCGCCUCGUCAGGGAGAUCGCUCAGGACUUUAAGACCGACCUGCGCUUCCAGAGCUCCGCGGUCAUGGCUCUGCAGGAGGCCAGCGAGGCUUACCUGGUCGGACUGUUCGAGGACA
Molecule: messenger RNA, 391 nt
Organism: Larimichthys crocea (large yellow croaker)
Lineage: Eukaryota; Metazoa; Chordata; Actinopteri; Sciaenidae
Product: histone H3-like
Exons: 1
Cellular component (GO): nucleosome
Molecular function (GO): protein heterodimerization activity; DNA binding; structural constituent of chromatin
Source: RefSeq, a predicted model, not a curated record